Messenger RNA from Drosophila yakuba, 1150 nucleotides. It is a transcript of the gene Rad1, whose product is annotated as cell cycle checkpoint protein RAD1. Gene Ontology annotation, cellular component: nucleus; checkpoint clamp complex. Lineage: Eukaryota; Metazoa; Arthropoda; Insecta; Diptera; Drosophilidae. The transcript is spliced from 2 exons. Gene Ontology annotation, molecular function: 3'-5' exonuclease activity. The record is from RefSeq and is a predicted model, not a curated record. The coding region runs from base 32 to 856 and encodes 274 amino acids. Gene Ontology annotation, biological process: DNA damage checkpoint signaling; DNA repair.
GAGCUGCAGAGGGACGUCUUUCGGGACUAGGAUGGCUGAUGUGGAGCCAUCGCCCUACGGCGACUGCAAAUUCGUCGCUCGAGUGGAGCACAUCAAGACUUUAACCCAGGCCAUCAAGUCAAUCUGCUUUAAUGAUUAUGGCAUGCUGCAAGUCUCCGAAGAUGGCUUGCGCAUCACCGUGGAGCAGGGCAAGUCCAUCCAGGCUACGCUUUUCAUGCCGCCAGGUGCCUUCAUGGAGUUCAGUGUGCAGGACUUCCAGUGCUUCGGUCUAAAAAUGAAUGUGCUGUCCGAGUGCCUCCAACUCUUCGGAUCCGCCGACUGCAGCAUGCGGAUGAUGUACAGGGAUAAGGGCGAUCCCCUGAGGAUCAUUCUCUAUCCACACGACGACGAUGAUGUGAGCACGGAGUGCGCCAUCAAAACUAUGGACUGCGAUGAGCCAAUCGACUACGAUCAAAAUCUGAAGGAUCCGGAUCUAAAUGUUAUUUUCGUGCGCGGACCAAAUCUAUCGAAGGUGUUCCACGAACUGGAGAAGUCUGCGGAGGAAUUCGAGUUCGUGACAUCGCCGAACCGACCGCACUUUAAGAUCACCACAGUUGGGAUCAUGCAGGCGGUGUUCAGCGUCGAGGUGGCCAAAACCAGUCCCAUGAUGAUGAUGUUCAACUGCAAGCAGACGGUGGUGGCUCGCUACAAGAGCCAGCAGAUCCGCAUAACCAACAAGGCGAUGCAGUCGGCCACCAAGGUGGCCAUCAAAACCAACUCCGUUGGCCUGCUGGAACUGCAUCUGGUGUUGCAGGGCGAUGGCCAGGAUGAGAUAUUCAUUCAGUUCUUCAUAAUUCCUUUGCUUAACACUGAUUAAACCAGGAAUAGAAGCUACUUAGCUUAUAAAAUAUAGCUUUACAUUGUUGUUAAAACCUUAGAAGCGUUUCCGAUCGUUAUACUUAAAUUCGAAGUGAGGCAUGAUUAUGGUGCCCUGCUCCAAUGAAAGCAACUUUCUUUGUCAGCCAGAUGGCAAACGUCGUAGAAACACCAUACAAUUUAAAUAAAUAAAUAUUUACUUUUACAAUGUACUGGUCAGUGUGAAAGUAGAUUGAAAUACAAUCAAGCAGUAGCUGAUAAGUCAGCUAUCAAUAAAUAUACUUGUGCGUCGAGA